AUGCUCCCUUCCCCUUCCCUGCACCUGGAUGACCAAAUCCAUGAUGAGGACUCUGCAAUGGAGGAGGUGGAGGAGAAUCCCAACAACAAUGAAAAUGAGGAUGACCAGCCUUCCAGUAACAAGAACAAGGAUGAUCAGCUGUCCAGUAGCCAGAAUGAGGAUGACCUGCUGUCUGGUAGUGAGAAAGAGGAUGACCAGCUGCCCAGUAGCAAUGAUGAUGACAAGGGUUCUGAUUACAAUGAGAAUGAGAAUGAUGAUGAGCAGACAGAGAGCUUGAGUGACUCCUGUGAUGAUGAUGAUGCACAUGCUCACAAUGCUCAGACUGUUUCUUGUGCCCAGUCCCUGCUUCCCCCAUCCUUGCCACCCAUGUACAAAUCUGAUGACUCCACCCAUCCUGUAGGGGACAUUGUCCAUCCUUGCCAAGAAGGUGGCUUAAUCCAUACUAGACUUCAGAAGAAGGGCAAAGGUAGGGCUAUAGAUGCCAAGGACAUUGAUGCUGCAAACAACAGUGACCAUGACACCCAACUCCCAAACCUCAAGAAGCCAGGGAAUCUGUCCACAGCAGUGUUAGAUGUGUUAGAUGAAAUACAUGCUUUUUCUACAUGCAACAUACUUGUCACUGCAGGAUUUAGUGUUAAGGCUUCUCAUACCAAAAUUAAUGAGGCAAACCUCUUCCACUUGCGGUAUUGGGCCAUGCAGCCCAAACCAGAUGGUGCCAAUCAAAAUUCAAUCAACAAUUUGAUCAUGAAGGAGUACAACACCCUCAUGAUAGGCAUCCCCAAGGAUGACUUUGCAGCAAGGAGGGAAAAGUUAAAAGCCAUCUAUGAGUGGAGUGAGAGCUCCUCUGCCAUACUGACUAACCAAUCUGUCAAAUCUAUUGCAGCUAGAGUGGACAAUGCAAAGACACAAUUUUCUGGAUUGGCAGAGGCAUGGUCCAAUCUUGAGGAUAUUGAGAUAGUUGGAGCAUUAAUGUAUGUUGGACAGGACCCUGCAGGAUGUCAAACUUCUGGCAUAUUUGGAGGCUCCAAGAUGAUAAGAAACUUCAUCAAUGAAAAUGGCAUUGAUGUCUGGUCACUCAUGGAUAAGUUUACCAUGAUUUUCAAGUGUCUCAGGAAUGGCAAUGGUGCAGAUGCCAGGGUGGCUGGCACUGGUUCCAUUGGAGAUGUGGGUUCUGCACUGGAACUAUGUUGCCAUACAAAGGAGACUCUGAGAGACUGCAACCACAGAGUAUUUGGAAGCAUGAUGAAGGAGAAGAUGUUGGCUGCAUUGAGAGAUCUGUGUGUCACACAUGGCAUUGAAGUCAGUGAUCCCCAGAAAGUUUCCUGGCACCAGCUUCUCAAGUUUUUGUGGAAGAGCCACCUCACUAUUGUCAACUGGCCCCAUGGUGUAUCUCCACUGGGCCCUGGUUUUGAGUACAAGAAACUUAAGGCUGGCCCUCUUUGUCAACUUGUGGUACCCUACCUUCAGAGAAAACUGGGUCUUUUGUAUGAUGGGCAAACCGAUAAUGAGGAAGCACAAGAUAGUCUGGAUGAUGUGCUGGAAAUUGAGAUUAAGUGCUGGAAUGAAGAGGUCAUUGAUAUUUUGGAUGCUGACCCAUUGAAGGGUGAGAUCGCACUUGUCAAAGCUACCAAUGGUACUGUUUUGUGGCAGAUCUCAGAUGAUCCAGAGUGGCAGAAGUCCCUCAAGGAAAUGGAUCACCAGCAGCAAGGCAUGGAGGUCCUUCGACAGCCACAACCCUGA
Pisolithus orientalis is the source of this 1740-nucleotide messenger RNA. RefSeq lists its product as uncharacterized. Lineage: Eukaryota; Fungi; Basidiomycota; Agaricomycetes; Boletales; Pisolithaceae. The record is from RefSeq and is a predicted model, not a curated record. The transcript is spliced from 8 exons. Bases 1 to 1740 code for a protein of 579 amino acids.